This is a messenger RNA of Symbiodinium sp. CCMP2592, 924 nucleotides long. NCBI's taxonomy places the organism in Eukaryota, Dinophyceae, Suessiales, Symbiodiniaceae. The record is from the annotation of a GenBank genome assembly.
AUGGAGGUUGAGAGCGAGAGGAGUUCAGGCGAUGGUCGUCGGAACAAGACCCCGCCAAGCCGUGCCUCCAGCAGUGACUCCAACACUCUCGACGAGUUUCAGAUCUACCAAAGGUUCCGGUUGAAGGUGGUCUCCACUUUCGGAUCUAUGGCGGCUGGGCUCUUCGAGUUCGGUGCCGACCCAGAGACCGGGAGGAUCUCUCGCAGAGCCUUCGUGCAGAUUUGUGCGACCAAGCUCGAAAUGAUGAGCGAAAAGGAGGCAACCGUGCUCUUUCUCCAUUUCACAAACGCAGAUCCUUGGAGUGGGAGUGUCAAUGACUAUGCAACGUACAAAGACCUGAGCAUCACUGAUGAGGAGUGGGCCUUUGUGGUGGCCAGCAAGCAGGAGGCAAAGUCUGCAAACUCUACGGCUAUACCUUUUUCCUCGGCUCCAUCAGGUGUGAGCACAGGGCUGUAUCACCGAUCCAUUAGCGUGAACCAGGUCAGUGAGCAGCGAACUGCAAGGGAAACAUCCACGCCCAUGAGUCAAGGAAACAGCGCGGCAUCGGCAACAAGCCAAGCUCGCUUGACAAAGCUGUCGAGCUCCUCGAAGAGGAGCGUGCCAUGGCGGCAACAGCAGAAACCCUGGGCUCCGUCGGUAAUGGCCGGCAUGGACUUGCCUGUGGCAAUGGAGGCGAAAACCGCACUCUGCUUCCGACCUCGUGGGCAGACUUUUACUACCAAGGGCAAAUCUUCACUUGGUCAGCCAUGGGUUUCGAACAACGAUACCCACUCCCGUAGAGGAGAAUGGCGGGCGCAGGCAUGGCGAUGCCCUACAAGUCGGCAAGAGAUGGAGCCGGUCGUCUGCGCCAAGCAGGUCGCGGACUGGUGGCCCUACAGCAGCCCUCCUCCGCCUCCAAGAUUUAAGCUUAAGCGGAAAAUGUGA